AAUAAUAGAAUAUAUGUGAAUUUUGAACCCAGUAUGGCUCAGAAGAGGAGCUCGAGUGGGCGGUCAUUCCCAUUGCUGCUUCUGAUUAUUGUUGUGGCCUUUGUUCAUUUAACUGUCUGUCCUUUUACAAAAGUGGAGGAAAGCUUUAACCUACAAGCUAUCCAUGAUGUGGUGUACCACCAGCUGGACUUGGAUAAGUAUGACCAUCAUGAAUUUCCUGGAGUUGUCCCAAGAACGUUUCUUGGACCGAUUUUUAUUGCUGCUCUUUCCAGCCCUGCUAUAUAUGUACUUUCUGUGCUAAGAAUGUCCAAGUUUUACUCCCAGCUGAUAGUCCGAGGAAGCUUGGGGCUCAGUGUGAUUUACACACUAUGGAAGUUGCAGAAAGAAGUUAGAAAGCAGUUUGGAGCAACUACAUCAACAAUCUUCUGUCUCAUCACUGUUACUCAGUUUCAUUUGAUGUUUUACUGUACACGAACCCUCCCUAAUGUGUUUGCACUUCCUUUUGUGCUCCUGGCAUUGACGUUUUGGAUCCAGCAAAAGCAAAGGCCAUUCAUUUGGUUCUCAGCUUUGGCAAUUAUAGUCUUCAGAUCAGAGCUCUGCAUAUUCUUGGGCCUCAUGCUCCUGGUGACGUUAUUAACUAAAAGAAUCUCCAUUUUCAAGGUCCUUUCCCAUGCUGUUCCUGCUGGAAUUUUUUGGUUGGGGCUAACAGUUGCUGUGGAUUCUCUUUUUUGGAGGCAACUUGUGUGGCCUGAGGGGAAAGUGCUCUGGUAUAACACAAUUUUGAACAAAAGUUCCAACUGGGGAACCUCCCCCUUCUUGUGGUAUUUCUAUUCAGCCCUGCCUCGUGCUUUGGGAUGCAGCAUUAUAUUUGUACCUUUGGGUAUAGCAGAAAAGAGAACUCGGAUAUUACUUCUGCCAGCACUGGGCUUUAUUUUCUUAUAUUCGUUUCUCCCACACAAAGAGCUGCGUUUUAUCAUAUAUACUUUCCCUGUCUUCAACAUAGUGGCCGCUAAAAUGUGCUCACGAAUUCUGAAUAACUACCGGAAAUCCUGGCUGUACAAACUUGGAUCUUUCUUUGUUAUAACACAUCUUAUAGUUAAUGCUGCUUAUUCAGGAACAUCUUUAUAUGUUUCACAUUUCAAUUAUCCUGGAGGAGUGGCAAUUCAGAAGUUGCAUGAGUUGGUACCUUCAACAGCAGACGUCUCUGUUCAUAUUGAUAUGGCUGCAGCACAAACAGGAGUUUCUCGGUUUCUAGAAAUCAAUUCAGAUUGGAGGUAUGACAAAAGAGAAGAUGUUAAACCAGGAGACCAGUUGAUGUUUUCUUACACACACAUACUGAUGGAAACAAACCCUCUUCAAAUAUCACAUUACAAGACAACCCACAGGCCACUGGCAAAUAUACCUGGCAUCAGUAAAAUUGGGUUGAACCUUACUGCGCUACCUCCUUUUACUUUAAACUUGAAACCAAAAUUAGUACUGUUGGAAAAACUUCCUCUAUCAUCUUGACUGUGAAUUUUAAGUAAGUCUUUUGAUGUAAUUUUGCUGAUGACUGAAUAAGACAGCAGCAAAUUGUCAUUCCAGCACUGCAAUUCAGCUUCUGUGGAAAGGCACGGAAAAUCUUUGUACCGAUUGGUAUUUAGCACAGUCCUGUUUCUUACAUAAAUAUUACAAUGCAUUCCUAGUCAGAAUAUACUCAAACACUGAGUUGUAUUGUUAGAUAUGUUUGAGAAAGGCUACCUACAAAUUUAGUGGUAUUAAGUAAAACCUGUCUACUUGGUUUGGGUAGCUGUCUGUUUCAUAACGUAGCACAGGUAUGUCCUAAUUGUCCUAUAUAAGAUACAUAAUGGAACAGGUUUGUGCUACGGCAAUAAUUUGAUAUGUAAUCUGUGUGUGCAAAGAUGUAUUACUUGAUGUAUCUGCAGGAUUGUAACGCCCUCAGUUGUCAGAUUGCCUGAAACUUAAUGAUGUUAUCAGCAUAGGAAAGCCAUAUUCAUUGUAGCUUCAUCACAAUACCUAAUUGUGCCCUGUAGGCUACCAAACUAAAGUGAAAGAUUUGCUUAAAAAGCAGCUGGACUUCUUGACAAGCACUGUCUCAUAACAGAUUGGAGUACUAAAGGGUGGUUAUCUUUAUUCCAACAGUUCAUGAAUAAGCAGCAACUUGGAUUUCACAGGAAAAAGAAUU
Molecule: messenger RNA, 2182 nt
Organism: Nipponia nippon (crested ibis)
Lineage: Eukaryota; Metazoa; Chordata; Aves; Pelecaniformes; Threskiornithidae
Gene: ALG12
Product: ALG12 alpha-1,6-mannosyltransferase
Biological process (GO): protein N-linked glycosylation
Cellular component (GO): endoplasmic reticulum membrane
Molecular function (GO): alpha-1,6-mannosyltransferase activity
Source: RefSeq, a predicted model, not a curated record